Knipowitschia caucasica is the source of this 4080-nucleotide messenger RNA. NCBI's taxonomy places the organism in Eukaryota, Metazoa, Chordata, Actinopteri, Gobiiformes, Gobiidae. The record is from the annotation of a GenBank genome assembly.
AUGGGGGGGUCAUGGGGGUUAUCGGUGCUUAUGAACGAUGAACCCAAAGAUAAAGCAAAACAAAGAGACCAGAGUUUGUCCAAUCCCAGACCAAACCCAGACCAGAACCAGGACUUUAAAAACCAAGAACCAGCCAACUCCAUUCAUCUCUGCAGUGCAGGGGGCGCCCCUACGGACAGACCACAGCGUUACACACACACGGCCUGCAGGGGGCGCCCCUACGGACAGACCACAGCGUUACACACACACGGCCAGCAGGGGGCGCCCCUACGGACAGACCACAGCGUUACACACACACACAGCCAGCAGGGGGCGCCCCUACGGACAGACCACAGCGUUACACACACACGGCCAGCAGGGGGCGCCCCUACGGACAGACCACAGCGUUACACACACACGGCCAGCAGGGGGCGCCCCUACGGACAGACCACAGCGUUACACACACACACGGCCAGCAGGGGGCGCCCCUACGGACAGACCACAGCGUUACACACACAGGCCAGCAGGGGGCGCCCCUACGGACAGACCACAGCGUUACACACACACACGGCCAGCAGGGGGCGCCCCUACGGACAGACCACAGCGUUACACACACACACGGCCAGCAGGGGGCGCCCCUACGGACAGACCACAGCGUUACACACACACGGCCAGCAGGGGGCGCCCCUACGGACAGACCACAGCGUUACACACACACACGGCCAGCAGGGGGCGCCCCUACGGACAGACCACAGCGUUACACACACACGGCCUGCAGGGGGCGCCCCUACGGACAGACCACAGCGUUACACACACACGGCCAGCAGGGGGCGCCCCUACGGACAGACCACAGCGUUACACACACACGGCCAGCAGGGGGCGCCCCUACGGACAGACCACAGCGUUACACACACACGGCCAGCAGGGGGCGCCCCUACGGACAGACCACAGCGUUACACACACACACAGCCAGCAGGGGGCGCCCCUACGGACAGACCACAGCGUUACACACACACGGCCAGCAGGGGGCGCCCCUACGGACAGACCACAGCGUUACACACACACGGCCAGCAGGGGGCGCCCCUACGGACAGACCACAGCGUUACACACACACACGGCCAGCAGGGGGCGCCCCUACGGACAGACCACAGCGUUACACACACACGGCCAGCAGGGGGCGCCCCUACGGACAGACCACAGCGUUACACACACACACGGCCAGCAGGGGGCGCCCCUACGGACAGACCACAGCGUUACACACACACACGGCCAGCAGGGGGCGCCCCUACGGACAGACCACAGCGUUACACACACACGGCCAGCAGGGGGCGCCCCUACGGACAGACCACAGCGUUACACACACACACGGCCAGCAGGGGGCGCCCCUACGGACAGACCACAGCGUUACACACACACGGCCAGCAGGGGGCGCCCCUACGGACAGACCACAGCGUUACACACACACACGGCCAGCAGGGGGCGCCCCUACGGACAGACCACAGCGUUACACACACACACGGCCAGCAGGGGGCGCCCCUACGGACAGACCACAGCGUUACACACACACGGCCAGCAGGGGGCGCCCCUACGGACAGACCACAGCGUUACACACACACACGGCCAGCAGGGGGCGCCCCUACGGACAGACCACAGCGUUACACACACACACCCAGCAGGGGGCGCCCCUACGGACAGACCACAGCGUUACACACACACACGGCCAGCAGGGGGCGCCCCUACAGACAGACCACAGCGUUACACACACACACGGCCAGCAGGGGGCGCCCCUACGGACAGACCACAGUGUUACACACACACACGGCCAGCAGGGGGCGCCCCUACGGACAGACCACAGCGUUACACACACACACGGCCAGCAGGGGGCGCCCCUACGGACAGACCACAGCGUUACACACACACACGGCCUGCAGGGGGCGCCCCUACGGACAGACCACAGCGUUACACACACACGGCCAGCAGGGGGCGCCCCUACGGACAGACCACAGCGUUACACACACACACGGCCAGCAGGGGGCGCCCCUACGGACAGACCACAGCGUUACACACACACACGGCCAGCAGGGGGCAGCAGGGGGCGCCCUCAGAGCCCUGGCCCCUCCCACUCACGCAUCAUUCACUCACUGGACUCUGCAGGAGGAGGAGGCCUGGCGCAGAUCCGUGUGGGAGAAGAACUUCCGACAAGUGGAGAGCCAUAACCGCGAGGCCGACCUGGGGCUGCAGUCGUACUGGCAGGAGCUCAACCAGUUUGCAGACUGGACUCUUAAGUACUCGUCCAAGAGCCACCCCGGAGCAGAGCACCGCCAUGACAAGCUGCGGAACGACUCGGACGCCGCUCCUCCGUGCAAAGUGCUGCGGCGCUCCGACAGCCCAGACAAGCACAGCGAGACCACGGCACACGGCAGAGGGAAGGUCCACAGCCACCGGGCCAGAGACCGGGACGGAGACCGGGACGGAGACCGGGACGGAGACCGAGCCAGAGACCGGGACGGAGGGACCAGUAACUCACCUCAAGAAAACUCCCACAACCACAGCUCCAACUCUCACACAAACACGAGCAAGACCUCCGACACGCCUCAUGAACCAGGUGACGAUUGGUCCGAACACAUCAGUUCCUCUGGUAAGAAGUACUACUACAACUGCAGGACGGAGGUGUCUCAGUGGGAGAAGCCCAAGGAGUGGCUCGACAGAGAACAAAGACAGAAGGAACCGACAAAGACUGCAGUCGUCAACAGCUUUCCCAAAGACAGAGACUACAGGAGAGAGGCCCUGCAGGCAGCAGCCCCCACCUUCACAGCCAAGCCCCAGGGGGAGAAGGCGUCUGCAGCCCAGUCUUCAUCCUCAGGCUCAGGCAGCUUGAACUCCUCUAGCGCCCCCUCUGGUUCCUCUGCCUCCACGGUCCCCGUGUCCCCAGUGCUCCAGUCCACGACCCCCCCACUCCUGCAGGACCCCAGCCUCCUGCGACAGCUCCUCCCAGCGCUGCAGACGGCUCUGCAGCUCAACAACACCAGUGUGGACAUGGCCAAGAUCAACGAAGUUCUGACGGCCGCGGUCACACAGGCCUCUCUUCAGUCCAUGCUUCAUAAGAUCCUCACGGCCGGACCCUCUGCUUUCAACAUCACCACGAUCCUGUCUCAGGCGGCUCAGCUCUCCAGCCAAGCUGCCCAACAGUCCCAGUCUCCCAUGUCGCUCACGUCAGACGCCUCCUCGCCGCGCUCCUACGUGUCUCCGCGCAUCAGCACGCCACAAACCAACGCUGGACCCCUCAAACCCCUGCUCAACACACAACCUGUGCUGUCCCAGACCAAGGUGAGCUCCUCCACAGUGAAGCAGGCGUCUCACCCCCAGUCUCACCCUCAGUCUCAGCCCCAGUCACACCCCCAGACUCAGCCUCACCCCCAGUCUCACCCCCAGCCUCACCCCCAGUCUCACCCCAGUCUCACCCCCAGUCUCACCCCCAGUCUCACCCCCAGUCUCACCCCCAGUCUCACCCCCAGUCUCACCCCCAGUCCUCACCCCCAGACUCACCCUCAGCCCUCAUCGCAGCCGUCUGCCACCAGCGACAAACAGCACAGCCACGAGGCCUCGAGCUCCUCCCCCCGGACCCUGCAGCGACAGAGCAGUCAGAGGAGUCCUUCCCCAGGGCCUCACCAGGGGCCUCACCAGGGGCCUCACCAGGGGCCUCACCAAGGGCCUCACCAGGGGCCUCACCAGGGGCCUCACCAGGGGCCUCACCAGGGGCCUCACCAAGGCUCCAACAGCACGUCGUCCUGUGGCAGUGGCUCUCGGGGCCCCUGCUCCCUCACCCCCUCCCUCUCUGCACACUUUAACGACAGCCUCAUCAAACAUGUGCAGGGCUGGCCCGCCGAGCACGUGGAGAAACAGGCGUCCAGACUGCGUGAAGAGGCCCACACCAUGGGGAGUAUCUGUCUGUCAGAUAACUGCACAGAACUGAAGAAGCUGCGCUCUCUGGUGCGAGUGUGUGAGGUGCAGGCCACGCUCCGGGAGCAGAGGAUACUGUUUCUGAGACAACAAAUCAAAGAACUGGAGAAGCUGAAGAACCAGAACUCCUUCAUGGUCUGA